Molecule: messenger RNA, 3108 nt
Organism: Syngnathoides biaculeatus (alligator pipefish)
Lineage: Eukaryota; Metazoa; Chordata; Actinopteri; Syngnathiformes; Syngnathidae
Gene: rab33a
Product: RAB33A, member RAS oncogene family
Exons: 5
Coding region: 119-925 (268 amino acids)
Biological process (GO): Rab protein signal transduction
Cellular component (GO): Golgi apparatus; endosome
Molecular function (GO): GTP binding; GTPase activity
Source: RefSeq, a predicted model, not a curated record
GAUGAUCGUGCCAACGAUGACGGAUUGGUGGGCUCGUUUGUUUUUAAACAUUUCCCCCUUAAGAUGACAGAAUUUCGCUGUCGCGCAUCCUGAUUUUCACAUCGCCUCCUCCGGCAUUAUGACCAACGAUUCCCCGGAGGAGGAGAGCCGAGGAAGGCGGGUAACUCGGCCGAGCCGGGCGGACGACAAUGUCACCAUCCUGACAUCAUCCAUGGAUGUUUACCGAAGCCGCAGCCGGGCCAGCAGCAGCAACGACGCCGGAGCUAGCUUCACAUCCUCCGCGGAUUUGAGCACCUCUUCGCUGGAACUGAGCAUCCAGACGCGGAUCUUUAAGAUCAUCGUGAUCGGGGACUCCAACGUGGGGAAGACGUGUCUCACAUUCCGCUUCACGGGCGGCAGCUUUCCCGACAACACCGAAGCUACCAUCGGUGUGGACUUCAGGGAGAAGGCGGUGGAAAUUGAAGGAGAGACGAUCAAGGUGCAGGUAUGGGACACGGCUGGUCAGGAGCGAUUUCGUAAAUCCAUGGUAGAACACUACUAUCGUAAUGUCCAUGCCGUAGUCUUUGUUUAUGACGUCACCAAAAUGGCUUCCUUCCGCAAUCUGCAAACAUGGAUAGAGGAGUGUAAUGGUCAUCGGGUUUCAGCAUCGGUACCUCGAGUCCUAGUUGGGAACAAGUGUGACCUAGUCAACCAAGUACAGGUGCCAUCCAACAUGGCAUUGAAGUUUGCAGACUCCCACAAUAUGCUUCUGUUCGAGACAUCCGCAAAGGACCCGAGAGAGAGUCAGAAUGUGGACUCAAUCUUCAUGUCACUGGCCUGCCGUCUGAAAGCCCAAAAAUCUCUACUCUACAGAGAUGUGGAGCGGGAGGAUGGGAGAGUGCGACUCACACAAGAAACUGAGACAAAGACUAAUUGUCUUUGUUGAGGCAAAAAUGCAAUUGGUAGAAGUAAUAGAAUGGAAUAUUGUUCAUCGGAAUAACUGUGCAUGUCAUGGAGGGGUAGGGGAGUGAUGAUGGGGAUGUCAAACAAGAGUUUUAAUGUAUUUUUACUUGUUUAGGAGCAAGAUGAUGCUCAUGACUGAGACUGAAAGCAACAUCUUGUGGAAGAGAAAGUGAGGCAACUUUUGCAUUGGACUUUUUAGCACAAAGGAUGAGGAAAAAUACUGUAUGAUGAUGAUGGAUCGAAGGAAAGAUGAACAUGAAGGUUAUAGAUUUGUUAAAUGUUCUGAAAUUAGUCUGCUUUCUUUUUUUCUUUCUUUCUUGAAACAGUAUUUCCUCAACUAGGUACCGUUGCUCGAGGUGAAGUUAACAGUGGACUUUAAAAGAAAAAAGUCCACUUCAAUAGAGAGAGAAGGGGAAAAAAGAUAAGUCUAAUCAUAGUCUUAUCAUCAAGCAUCAUUAUUAAUAUGUGAAAUCAUGAAAUUUGUUAUUAUUGCUAUUAUGAUUAUUUGAAGGCAUUUCUACAAAUAAAUGCCUCCACUCAAAUCACAGCCUUAUACUUUAUAGACUCUGAAGUUGAGUAAUUAAAGCCCUCUAUCCACACAAGAUUGGUCAAAAGGAUUUGAUGAAAGAACCAGCAUAAAUAGUGUAAGUCCUUUAUCGCUGUAUACUGACUCAAUUUUUUCCAUAUUAUUUUGACCUAAAAACUGUAUUUCCCAUGUUCUUCAUACUUUAUUUGCCUUAAUAAUGCAUCUGAGUUUGAUUAAUUGGUCAACCAUCAGUAGAACAGAAGCUUCAUAUAGUAUCAGUGUUUAUGUACAGUAAGGAAUAUAAUGAAGCUGGCACGUUGUGUAAAACAUAUAAAACAGGAAAGGAUUAUUUGUAAAUGCCCUUUAACCUAUAUUAAAUCAAAUACCCAACAAAAACAAUAUAGUUAAAUGUUCAAACCGAUACUUUUUUCGGUGUGUGAAAAUAUUCUCUAAUUUCAAAUUUGAUGCAUCCAACAUGCCCCAAAAAGGAAAGGUUGGGACAUGGGCAUAUAUAAAUCAACUUAACUUUCAACAAAAAGCAUUCAGGAGCUGACGACACAAAUCGUUGAAUCUUUAUAGGUGGAAUAUUUGUCAUUCUUGCUUGAUGUGGAGCUUAAGUUGUUCAAUAGUGCAGGGUUGUCAUUGUCGUAUUUUGCGCUUCAGAACGUGCAACACAUUUUCAGUGGGAGACAGCUCUGGAUUUAGUGGUUUGGAUUUGUAUUAAUAAGCAGCAACUACUGCCGAGAAGGACUGACUUGAUGUCAGAUUUUUUACCCCCCUUAAGUACCGAUGGAGGGCACAGGUGUCAAACUCAAGGCCCGGGGGACAGAUCCGGCCCACCACUUGAUUUUAUGUGGCCCGCAAAGGCAAAUCAUGUGUGUCAACUUCCAUGAUUCUUGUUCAAAUCUGUAACAAAAUUUCAAAUUGUCAUUAUCAUAAAUGAUCCCGUUGAGAUAUGGCGGCCACAUCAUGGCCCUCUGAGGGAAACCGUAACUACAAUGUGACCCGUGACAAAAAUGGGUUUGACACCCCUGGUGUAAAGCAAGGGGCUCAAACUCAGUUUAUCGUGGGGCCGCUGGAGGAAGAUUCUGGCCGAGUCUGGGCCGCAACCACAGCACACACGGACGGGCACGUGAUUUAAAUUAGAAAUCAAAAAUAAUAAUCCAAAUGGCCUGCAGGCUACUAGUUCUAGACCCCUGGUGUAGGGUAUCAGGAAUCAUAACAAUUAUAUAACCUGAAAUUAGUCUCAUAUCAGUACAAACACAUCCCUUAUUGUGAGAAUGCAACUUGUUUUAUUUUAUCUUCAAUUAUGAAGGUGCGGUAAGGCUGCAAUGAAAAAAUGUACAACAGACAGUAUCAUACAUUAGAAUUAUGAGAAUAAGGUUGUAAUUAUAGGCUGCAUGGUGAAAUAUGGUUAGUACGUCUACCUCAUCCAGAAUAAAAUCUCCAUUGGAACGUCACUGUGGAAUAUGUUCUCACCAUGGUUGUGUUUCUCCGGUGUACUCUGGCCUCACCGUCGAAUAAAGUCACACUAGUUUGAGAAUAAAGUUGCCAAGACAUCAAUAUAAGAUAAAAUAAGACUUUUUUUUUUCCUUUUCAUGUAUUUUUGUUUAUAUUCUUUGGUUUUAAAUAGAAAGGGC